AUGGCGUUGCGUUUGCUUGAGGAUCUCUCUAACAACAAUAACACUGCGUCAUCGGUAGCAAGCAACGAGACUGUCAGUAUCCCAGUCUUGUGCUUGACCACAUCCCCCUGUGCUACACAGACUAGUGUUGUUGUUGUCGAAUGGGAUGCCGACACCGAAGGACUCCCGAAUAUUACCACCGAAGGCAUUCUCUUGUUGAGUGUUUUGGGAAUGGCCAUUUUCUUUGUCACGCUCGUAGUGUUGGUGCGAUGCCAUCAUCGUUUCAAUGGUAUAUGGCGCUGCAUCGUGUUGACGGGCCAGUCGUGUGAUUUGAUCGAAGUGGUGGUGGUAGCCAUGAUUGGUUUACCAUUGGCUAUCAUAUUGGGUGUGGUGGCGGCCGUCCUGUAUUUGUGGGAUUUAUUGUUGUCAUUACUCUUGCCUGACCACAACAAGAAGAAAAAGAAGAAGGAUAACAGUGACAUGAGAAUGACGGCCACACAAGACGAGGACGAGUUGUCGGGAAACCACUCUCGUCGUCAUUCAGAUGGAGAUUUGUCCUUGGAUACCGGACGCAUCGGCGAAAGCUUUAAUGAACACCAAGCGAGGAAAGAAACAUUUGACGACGACGACGAUGAAGAGAAUCAAAUGAAGAAGGUGGCCCCGCUGGAUAAGGAUGACGACGACAACAACAAGAACGCAAAGAUGGCACUACAAGACACGAGAAUGGUACGGGAUAACAACAGCAACAACAAUCGUUUUCAAGAUGAACAUUUGGGUCUGGAACACAACGCGUAG
This is a messenger RNA of Seminavis robusta, 774 nucleotides long. Lineage: Eukaryota; Bacillariophyta; Bacillariophyceae; Naviculales; Naviculaceae. The record is from the annotation of a GenBank genome assembly.